AUCUUGAAGCAUUGAAUGCAGUCACUUGGAGUAAAGCAAAGGCUCCCUGGUUGCUGAGCUGUUGGUGAUAUUCAGCAAACGGUGUCCUCCCAGUUUUGAAGAGGGGCUAGAUUGUUGGGGGAUGGGGUCUGAUGCUGCAGCAGACUGCAGUGUGCCAGGGAGACGGGACCGCCAGUAUUCCUGAAGCAGAAGCUGGACUCUGUGAUCCUGGCUGGGCAGAGAGGGGUAGCAGCAGCAGGAGGACGUUCUCUGAGGAAGGGAACAGUAUUUAUCAGGAGCUGCAUGGCCAUCAGACAUUUGCGAUCGGUUAUGAAACGGAUCUGUCUCUGUGCUGCCUCUCUGGCCAGGACUGGAGUAAAUAUGAUGAGAAGCUGUUACAAGCUGUGGACAGCAGUGACCCUGAGAAAGUGGCUUCUCUCCUCAACAAACGGACUCUUCUCACGACAAAGCUGGAUACUGAGGGACGAUCAGCGUACCACCUGGCAGCAAUGAAGGGCUACGUGGACUGUCUGGAGGUCAUCCUGGCACAUGGAGUGGACAUCAAUGCCCUAGAUGGCUCAGGGUUGAAUGCAUUACAUUUGGCAGCAAAAUAUGGCAACCAUCAGUGUGUGAGGAGACUUCUUCAGGAAAAUUGCCCAGUUAAUGCAGUGGACACUUAUGGGAGGAUUGCAUUACAUCAUGCAGCCACAAGUGGGAGCUUUUCCUGUGUUCGGACACUCUGUGAUUUCAAGUCCCCUUUAAAUGUCCAUGAUGAUGAUGGCUGUACUCCACUGAUCCUGGCUGCACAGAUGAGCAACUAUGAGAUGUGCAGGUGCCUGAUUGUCAGAGGAGGAGAUGUGAACAGCAGGGACAAACAGGGACGAACAGCCUUGAUGCUGGCUUGUGAAAAUGACAGCGUGGAGACAGUGGAUGUGCUUGUCCGGAGUGGAGCUAAUGUCAGCCUUCUGGAUGCUUUGGGUCAUGAUGCCAGACACUACAGUAUGGUGACUGGAAAUACAGACAUUCUGCAGCUCCUUCACAUGGCCACUCACGGAAGCUUCUGGAACAGUGAACCCGAAUUAAGGAGGAGACACCAGCAGGUUUUGGUAAAAGAGAAAACUACAAGCCCCCGAAAGAGGCAAGCUCCCUUGCCACCUGGCACCCCCUCUACCCAGAGCCCCUCUCAAUCCUGUGAAUUUCUCUCCACUGGUGAAUCGACAAGCCCAUCUUACUCUUCUACAGAAACACUCACACCAAAGGAUGAUCAGAGACUGAGUGGGGAGAUCGAACUGCUUCAACAUGAGCGGCAACAUCUACUGCAGACCAUUAGCAAUCUGGAGCAGCUGGUGGACAGGUGCCAGCGGGAGAAAGUGCUGAUUGCAAAAGAUUGUGGAAUCCAGAAACUCGAGAAUCAGAUCCAGGAGCUCACAAGCAAACUAACUGCGAAAGAGAAAGAUCAUCAAGAAGUAAUCAAGCAGGUUGAAAUCCUACAGGGCAAACUGUCUUUAUAUGAGGAAAAACAUCAAGAAGACAGUGAGAGAGAACUCAUGGUUGAGGAAGAGAUGCUGAGUAGUUUCCCAGGGAUUGAAAAGUUAUUUUUGAAAAAGGGUAUGAACGUUUCUAGUGAGGAGGGUCUUGUGUCACUGCAGAGUCAAUUGGAGACAGUGACCAGUGAAAACCAAGAGCUGCAAGGGAGAUUGCAGGAGAUAGAAUCUUUGCAGAAAGGAGAAAAUGAAGGGGAAUCAUCAGGAAGCCUGGAUUUUAUCCCUGUUUAUCUGUAUGAUUCCUUGCAAAUGGAAUUUGAGAAACUGAAGGAACAGUAUGAACAAGCCCAGGCUACAAUCAGGGCUGAGGUUGUCUCACCCUCUUCUGACAAACUAAUCUCAGUGGAAGCAUAUGAACAACUAAAGGUGGAACAUGAGCAAGAAGUUCAAAGGUUACAGGCAGAUCUUGAUGGGCUCAAGGCCAACUCCUCCUUAAAGGGAGGAGAUCCAUCCAUAAGUGGGGACUCAGAGGAGAAAGACAUGGCAGAACAAGAUGUUCAGGAACUCAUUAAAAGACUGAAGGAGACCCAGGACAAAUAUGUGGCAGCUGUGACUGAGAUUCAACAACUGGAAGAGCAGAUCCAAUUCGGAAUUCUUUCUGUGAAAGAAAAUGAAGCCGAGGGCAACACAGAGACAUUAAAAACAAUCCCUGGAAAUGAGCUCGAGAGUGUUGAGAUGGAGCUGCAGCAAGCAGGUAAAGCUGAAGGGGAAGAAGAAAAGAAAGUGAGAGCACUGGAGAAAAAGGUGAAUGAAAUGGAGAAGCUUCUGUCUCAAAGUAUCCCUUUUGAGGAAUACAAUGAAAUGCAGACGUCACUAAACGCCUCGCUUCAACAAAUUUCCAAAGAGAAUUCCCUGCUGCUAGAAAGAUGCACCAAGGCAGAAGACGAACUUGAGGAUCUGAAGAGAAGCCAUGAUGGGUCCACCAAAGAUGGAAUUAGACCUUCCAAUGAAGUCAAUGAACAACUUGAAGAACUGAGCAAAAUCCACAGUGAAUUGCAGGAAAAGUGCAGAGACCUUCAAGUCAAAUACAACAAGAAAGUUGAAGAGCUCGAGUCCACACAAUCCUUGUACAUCCCAAAGCAGGAGCAUGAAGAGGUGAAGGAUAAGUUGAGUAAAUCCCUCAACGAAGCCAACAAACAGUUCUCUGAUUUAAAGCAAAGGCACGAUGCAAUCCAAAAAGAGAUCACAAGGCUACAAGAUGAGGUAGAACGUCAGAGGAUGAGCUCUGUAACAUUGGAUGACCAUGUGAAAAUGAAGGAAUCACUUGAGAAGUCUGUGCAGGAUACCAAAGGAAUGUUGAUCAAUGUGCAGAAUGAAUUGGCCAUGAAGGAAAAGGAGAUUUCCCAGCAACAGGAAGAAAUGGCGGCAAUGAGAGGCCAAACCAUUCUAAAAGAAGAGCACGAAAAGAUCAGCACCUCUCUGAAGGCAGAGGUAAAUUCUUUAAUCAUUAAAUUAAACGAUCUGACCAAAAAGCAUGAGAAGACCUGCACUGAGGUAUUCCGAGUACAGAGGGAGGCACUCUUCAUGAAGAGUGAGAAACAGGAUAUAGAGGAACAGCUGGCCGCUUUACAGAAACAGUACAACAAAUUAAAGACUGAGUCAACAAAGAUCAUUGAAUUGCACAAACAAAUUGAGGACUCUGCUGUCCUUGUGAAGGAGAAGAACAGGAAGAUAACUGAACUAUCCAAAGAGGUGUUCAAACUGAAGGAGGCUUUGAACAGUCUGUCGGAGCAGGCUAAUGCUGCAGCACUACCUCCCAAAGCAAAACCCACACCCCACCAACAACACACGGAGGCUACACAAAGGCAGAUCAGAUUGUUACAGCAGCAGCUAGCACAAGCAGAGAGCAACCAUAGAGCCAUCGUGACUAUUUACCGAUCACAUCUUCUCUGCGCUGUUCAGGGUCAAAUCGAUGAAGAUGUCCAAGACAUCUUAUUACAGAUCUUAAAAAUGCACAAACCUCACAAACAGACCAGCUUUUGAGAUUCAAGCUUUGAAGAGGACAGUAAAGUGUUAUUUCUUAUACCUGAUGACAAGGUUUAAAUUAUGUAGUGUGUUUUUAUCUCGGCUUUUUCAAGACUUGAGAAGAGAAAUGGAGGAACGAGCUUUGCGUAGUAGUACUUAUUUUAUUGAAUAGAUAUUGUCUAAUGAUGGAGGCUGUUAAUGUGGUCAGUGCUCACAGAGUGUACUGGUCUGAACAUUGAACUAAUAAAGCGGAAAUACUUAAAGAAUAUUUAUGUUGAUCUUUUGUAGGAAUUUUGAAUAUUUGGCAUCUAUGAUCCUCUUCGUU
Molecule: messenger RNA, 3813 nt
Organism: Stegostoma tigrinum
Lineage: Eukaryota; Metazoa; Chordata; Chondrichthyes; Orectolobiformes; Stegostomatidae
Product: ankycorbin-like
Exons: 20
Coding region: 132-3506 (1124 amino acids)
Molecular function (GO): actin binding
Source: RefSeq, a predicted model, not a curated record